Messenger RNA from Petromyzon marinus (sea lamprey), 3275 nucleotides. NCBI's taxonomy places the organism in Eukaryota, Metazoa, Chordata, Hyperoartia, Petromyzontiformes, Petromyzontidae. The record is from RefSeq and is a predicted model, not a curated record.
CGAGGGCGGAGUCGAGUUGUGGCCAAUGGCGUACGAGGAUCGGUUGGGCUGGGCUUAUCCGCGCUGUGGUUUUUGAAGCCCGUUCAGGGUCCGCACGGGGAGCGAUGUCGCGUGUCGGCUCAAUGCGGGCGCUCGGCAAUCCGAACAUCCUCAACAAGAGAGUGCCGCAGAACCCCAAGUAUAAGAAUGUCAAGUCUAAGCUGGACACGGGAAGCAGCCUCACCAAGUAUAUGGAGAGAUUGGAAGAUAUGAGGACCAAUUAUCGCUACCGCCCUGGCGAGCUUUUCAAAAGAAUGAAGAUCACAACAUUUGCACAGAUUGUUCUGCAAGUUGCUUCGCUUACUGAAGAUCCCACAUUGGAGGAGAUCAUGCAAAUGGAAGGGCCGUCGUGCCCUCAGACAGACCGCCUCGACACGCCGAGCGGAGGCGACGCGGUUGUGGCGACUGCUCGCUCCACACUACAGAGUGUGAUCAGUGGGCUCGGGGAGAUGGACCUGACAGGGACGAACGGCUCCGCAGAGAAGCAGCAGCCACUGUCGCCGUCUCGACAGCAGAAGCGCAGUGAGGCUUCCGAAGAUCAACCCUACCCUGACUGCCCGUACCUGCUGAUGGACCUGCGUGACAGAGAUGCCUACGAGCAGUGUCACAUCAUAGGCGCGGCCAGCUACCCAAGUGCCAUGCUGUCCCGGAGUUUUAAUCAAUACACCAAGGAGAUGCUUGAAUAUAAAAAUGUUACGGGAAAAAUCAUCAUUGUUUAUGAUGAAGAUGAGAGGAUUGCGACGGUGGCAGCCACGACAAUGUGUGAAAGAGGUUUUGAAAAUCUCUACGUUCUUUCCGGAGGUCUAAAGGUGCUAGCCCAGAAGUUUCCUACAGGCCUGACGACCGGCUCCCUUCCGCCCCAACUGCUGGCGCCACCCAACCGGAAAGCGAGACCGUCCCGCCCCUCCAAUUCCUCCACUUCCCCGGUGACCCCUGUCGUGCCGGACAGCCCAGUGUCUGCUGGAAACAAGCAGCGCUUUGGAUACGAUGAGCUGGAGCGCAUCCGACACUACCUGGAUGACGGCUUCACCUUGUCCGACACGAGCAGCCAGUUCAGUCGCGCAUCCACCUCAAGGUCCCUGGGCAGCGCCACCUCCUCCAAGGCCCCCUCGACGGCCGGCAGUAUCAGCGCACGGUCACUGAUCAGCUCUGCGGGCACCGUCAAGCCGUGGAAGUGACGGCGCCUGCUCAAUAUGCCAGGCGGUGGACACACCAUGUACAUGUCUGUCCUCUGCUGCAUGUGGGCCUCCACCCCUUGCAAAUAUUGGGGUUAUUUGACCAUACUUUUAUCACGCCGGUCAGUGCCGGUUCAUAAAGGUGGGAAGCUUAAUUGUGGGAGCAUUGUACGGCAUAGCAGUGGAUUUUGCUGCUUUGUCCUCUUCUGCCCAUAUUGUAGCCCCAUAGCAGCGUGUAACACCCGGUUCAUGCGUGUUGGUCACCCAAGCACUCUUCAGGCGCCUGCUUAGCUUCCAUGGUCUGAUGAGGUUGGAUGUAUUCCGGGUGAUUUAAGCAAAGAACACCGCGCCGCGCCAGUAUUGACGCUGAAUUUACAUUUUAGGCCAUUCUGUGUUGAGCAAGGUCGCUAACGAGCCUCAACUGCACCACAGCCUCCAGGUGGACGGCCUGCCCAACCAAUUGCCAGCUGAAAAUAAAGCCUCUUGGCACUGUGACAGUGCUCGGAAUGAGUUUUUAAUAAAUACAAGUACACGUUGGUCAGCGGUCAUUAUAAAAUGCUUUUUUUACAGAUCAGUAUGUAGUAUAAGGUUUCCAUUUCACUUUUUGUUCAAAUAAUUGUUUGUUUCAAAAUUAUUUGUGGAUUUGAUGAAGGAUACAAAGUUAAUGUCCUUUGAGAUUUGAUAUGGCUUCAAAUUUAUAUGUCGUUCCAAAACAAUAAUUUGUCCUACUCGUAGCCAGGAUAGAAAUGUAUGUCCUUUAUAUAGAUUUUUAAAUGUGCACAUUCAGAUGCAGUGAAUAAGCUAAAUAUGAUGCAAUUCAUCCAAUUAUAGAAACUUCUAAUAAGGAAGUAUACUGUAAAUAGCAUGCUUAAAUCACAGUGCACGACUUCAAUAGACCUCAUAAAUAAUUCCAUUCUCAGAAUUGGAAGUUUCUCGAGCUAUAGGUGUGAAAAUAGGGCAAUUUUGAUUCGAAUAAGAUAUUUCUCAGUUUUAAUAUUACUCGUAGCAUUGUCAAGAGUGCCCAGGAGACAGGCUCAAGGUUCCAUGCUCUUUCUUGAUAGAGGUUGCUGGAGUUUAAGCCAAUUCUGGCCCAUGGUGCUGUGAUGUGAUUUUGCAAUUGUCGUGUUUGCUGUAUUUUGUAUGGUGAAAAUGUCAUUACAUUCCUUGCAACGGUUGGCUGCUGAAGAUCAGUGUCGGGGCUGAAUAAUUUGCCUUCUUCAUCACUCACAUGCCAGUUUCAGUGCUUCAAGUGAUUUUGUAAAAGUGGUUUUGGUAAAUGUUGCAACAACAAAAAAGCCCACAGGUACAAACAGGAUCAUUGUCUCUGAAUGUGUGACCUAACCAUGGUACACAAAUCAGCAGUGUUUUUAAUUUAUAUGUGUAUGUUGUGGCAGAUGUACCAUUAUUUUAUUAAUGGUUUUUCAUUCCUCCCCCGGACACAUGAAGGCUGUUUACAGAAUGAUCCUCUAUUACAAUUCACACCAAUUCCAACCGUACGACAUGUUCAUGCUGUUGUAUUGGUCAGACCACUAAUUAAACUGCUUGGCUGUAUGGUGACAGUAAAGUCAUAGGCAUUGGUUGAAAUUUUAUUCACAGUUGUGGACACAUUCCUUGCUGUGAUUUUAAUGCAUCACACAAAGUACUUGCUCCAUAACUGUGGACUGUACAAAUAUUUCGUGUUGUAGUUAAAGUCCUGAAAGUGUGAAAUGUUCACGCUGAUAGAUUUUGACUCAACUAGAUGACAGGAUGUGUCCAUUCCGACUCAACCCAGUAUGAAAUUUACAGAAUUCCACUCUGCAGCACACCACAGCGUAACAAGAGCCACGUUUGUGUUGGCCCGGCUCGGUGUCUAAUUUUAUCCGCAAAGAGCGUGUGACUAAUUGUAAAGUGUAUAGUAUGUGGCCGGGUGCCGAGUUUUGUACAAAUGCAAAUUGUUUUGAUGUCCACACGAUGAACAAGCAGGUCGCGCAAUGUGAAUGAGUGAUUUUUUUCGGUUUUGUUUUUAUAUUUUAACGAUUAAUGCGUGGUGUAAAGAAUAAAUUGAUUUUGUGCGUAUUUAAA